Acaulospora morrowiae is the source of this 381-nucleotide messenger RNA. The record is from the annotation of a GenBank genome assembly. NCBI's taxonomy places the organism in Eukaryota, Fungi, Glomeromycota, Glomeromycetes, Diversisporales, Acaulosporaceae.
AUGAAUCAAAAACUAAUCUUAGCCUUCAUUCUCACUGUUAUUUCUCUUCUUUUUGUCACUGCUUCUCGCAACGACAAACCAUUAUCCGUCAAACAAAUUAUAUCUUAUCCGGUUACUAUCAGAAACGCUGGCGCCCAUAAAUUAUCCAUAAAAGUUAGAUGGUAUGGAUUUGGACUAAAAGAGAAGGAAAAAGUUGAAGCCAGACUUCGUUGUUUCUCUUCUGCUGUGACCGUCAAAAAUGCUCCUCAGCCUCAUUUAUUUGGUGAUCGUAAUGCCACUUUCGAAGUAAUCGUUAACAAAAAAAACGUCCUUGUAGAAUGUAGAACCGGGACCGUAAAUGGUGGUAUAGGUUUUUCGCACCGCUUUACAUUUCUAACUUGA